Molecule: messenger RNA, 5049 nt
Organism: Pocillopora meandrina
Lineage: Eukaryota; Metazoa; Cnidaria; Anthozoa; Scleractinia; Pocilloporidae
Source: the annotation of a GenBank genome assembly
AUGGCUUCUUGGCUUCGCCCCGAAAAGAAAGAAGAUCAAAAACCUCCGCAACUGAAAUCAAGAAUACCAGUCAGAAUGACUCGCCUAUGCAGUGAUAAUGCCAGAAGUUCCUCGUCAAGGGACAAAGCAGAUAAAACAGCGCGUCUGCAUAAAGAUUUAGAAAGCAAAGUUCAAAGCAAGCAAUCAUCGCGGAUUCCGAUUGCGGUGAAUAGGAGGAAGACCAAAGUUGAUUCUAAAGAUAAUGUACCCAUGAAUUUCAAAACUACUCGAAGAGGAAAGCCUUUCGGAGGAGAUUCAGGUAUGUUUAUUUCCCAGCAGGUAGCCAGCAUUAGUUUUUUCACUUUUUUUAGAACAGUUUCAGGCGAACGGCUGGAAUCAUCAUAUUGUCUGUGUUAUAACAUACGCUGUAGGUAAAAAAAGCAGCAAAUGAGAUAAAUUGGCGCAAACCACGUUGCACAGGGCUGAAAAUAUGUUAUUUCAAUGUUCUUUGAUUUAUAAAACUCGAUGAGUAAGACUUGUUUUUAACUUUAAAUUCCUGCUAAAUUCAUCCGUCAUCUUGUUUAUUUUAAGCCACUUAGUCCAUGCUCGUUUGCACAAACUAGUGGUAAAUUUCUGCAUAUACAGCUUCAUGACAUUUGCUAAAGAAAUGAAACGUUUGGAACUAUCUUUUCUUAGGGGGAGCUAAUUGGUAAUCUUGAUUUGAUCACAGGUAUUAAACUGCGAGAAACUCACAGUAAACAAGACAAGAAGACGGCAAGUACCAUUCCUUCAACCACAACUAAACAAAGUAGUUAUAGGCGCGCUCAGAAAACGACGCCAAUUGUCAGGCGACGUGUACCACGACAGCUUACACCAACAGAGACAGGGUCGAAACAGGUAAAUCUGGGAGGAAAAUGUCAUUUCAGUAAAUACAAAACGUGAAGUAUUUCACAGUGACAUCUGUCUCUUUUGGAGGGUCCGGAACUUACUAAUAUGAUUAACCUUUGUUUUACAUCUUCGCGAAUUAGGAAUGUUAGGUUUAUAAGGAAUAUCCAGAAAUAUAACUGCUGCAACAAAAACAACGCAUUUUGUGCUUAAAUAAUUAGGUUUGCGAGGAUGAGAAAGAAUCACGAGAAGAAAGCUCAUCAAGAGAGAUAUCAUCUGCAGCCAAGGCGGUAGAGGUCGCGCCAGAUUUUGAAUGUAAUGAUGCACUUGUGCAUGAGGAAGAGCUUCGUUUGGGGGCCAAAUCAGAUUUUAGUGGUAACGAGAUUGGCGACGACUUUAUAUGUUACUCAAAAUCUUGCGACGAGAAAGCAAUGCCCAAUGUGCCCCAAUGGCUGACAGAGGAGUACAAGUUAGUAUUCAUAUCUGCUCUUUUUUCUUCUUUUACAGUCCACGAACUUUUGUCUCUGAAUUUCAUUUCUGAGGCCAGUAGGGUAAAGAAUUCACAUCAUACAACAUGUAGCUGUGCACACUUUCUGAUAAUCAAAACUUACUCCAUUCGCUGAAGCAUCAUGGUUGUUAUAUCUAAUACAUUUCAAAGUAUAUUUGUGUAUUGGCCGCACUGCAAUAUACUUGCGAGGUCAAUUUGUCACAAUUGAUUUAAUAGAGAGCACACUCUCAGAACUUCCGGAAAUUUCAGCAAAAGAAUAUUUACUACCUAGGUAGAUAAAGCGAAUUGAGGAUUGUCUGGUUUUAUAAUUCAAGGUUUCAGUAAACAUGGAAGUGACUAGCUUCACGGCAGCAGAGUUUUCAAAGCCUAAAGGUUUUGCUAAGUUUUAAAUUUCUUAAAGAGGUGAUUUUCGAAGUUACCGAAUUUGUGAUGAGGCGUAUAAUAUAGACUUAUAAGCAAUUUGUCUGCAGAGACUUAAGUAUAGUUGACCAUUAUGAAUUAAUUUCGUGCAGGGAGAGAGAAGAAAAACAGGAAAACAUAAAACUCAUUAAAGGUGACACUACUGUUACAAGCUCGGCACAAAAUAUCAGACUGGAAACAGAGUCUGAUACAAAGAACAAGAUGGAAGAAAAUGUUUUCAGCGAAGAACAGUUGGACUGUAGCUCUUUCACUAAGUUCCAGCGGAUACGAACAGAAAAUGGCUGAGCUGAACGAAAAAUCCAGACGGCUCAAGGCACAGUUUGCGAAGGAAAACAAACAGGCGGUGGAAUCCAUGAACAAGACAAUGGAGGAGAUCAAACAGAGCCAGACAAAGGUAGAUUGCAUCGAAAAUGAGAUUGAGGAGAUGCGACGGAGACGGGAUGAAAUAAAAGAAGACUUGAAACGCCUUGAUGAGAUCGGCCAAAGACGAGAUCUCGAGGAUAAAAAAUGGAGAGAAAAAAUGGACAAGAAAAACAAGAAACUCGCAAAUGCACUGGAGAAGAUAAGAGCCAAACGACACAAAUAUCAAGAAGAGACGGGUGCUGAAAAUGACUCAACAGAGGGGCAUGAUCAACAGGAUAAGAAUUCAAGUGAAAGUCCGGAAAGUGAGAAAAGCAAAAAUGUCACCAUAGGAAACGAAACCGUUAGAAACGAAGACGUUGGAAACGAAGUGUUACGUGAGCCUCACCAGAUCAUAGAGUACAAAAGUGUAAAACAGCUGGAAAAAAAGCGGAAAGAAGUAAAGCAGUUGAAGAGACUGGAAAAGAAUGCGAUUAAAAGAGAGAAGUUAGAACAAAGACAGCUCAAGAAGAUCGAAAAACACAAACUUGAGAAACUCUCAGCUAAGAGUUUAAAGGUUUCUGAAGAAACUGCAGGAGUUGCUGAGUGUAUAAACAAGGCCAUGGAGACUACGAAUACAACGGCGAAAGAGAAAAAUGAUGAGACCCCGAAAGUAAAUAGAAUUAAACCAUACGUCGUCACCUCUUCAGAUAUUGCAGAGUCCAGGCAAGUCCAAGCACUCUACUAUUCUGGAUUAAUUACGAAUGGUACAAAGAACAAGAUGGAAGAAAAUGUUUUCAGAGAAGAAAAGUUGGACUGUAGCUCUUUCACUGAGUCCAGCGGAUACGAAUGGAAAAUGGCUGAGCUGGACGAAAAAUCCAGACGGCUCAAGGCACAGUUUGCGGAGGAAAACAGACAGGCUGUCGAAUCUACGAACAAGACAAUGCAAGAGAUCAAGCAGAGCCAGGCAAGGGAAGAUUGCAUCACAAAUGAGAUUGAGGAGAUACAAAGGAGACAGGAUGAAAUAAAAGAAAACUUGAAACACCUUGAUGAGAAAUUAGGAGAGACGUUGGCUGAGGUUGAUAGGCUUAUAUUGGGAGAUACAAACUCUAUGGUCGACGAAACAGCGGACAGCCAACAAAGUAACCCAAAAUAUAGCAAGGAGGAGGUGCCUCGACAGGAUAACUUUGACUGUUUCCCUGAUGAAGUUGAGGGAGACAUGCACACAGAGAAAAGCAGGUCUCAAGUUUCACAGAGUGCUGAGAACGAGGACAACGAGAAAAAUGUCCAUGAAUGCGACGCCUUACCGAGAUAUGAGCAAUCGGUAGCAGCAGUCGUCAACAUAACGGAAUAUUUAAUCCAACAAGAGUUGUCCAAGGCUUUGGAAACAAUAAUCCCUAUCAGUAAAAAAGAGUAUACAUCGCGAUCGGAAGAAAAGAUCUCGGAGGAAGAACCAAAGUUCCACAAAGAAAUUGUGGAAAUGGAAUUUGGGAGACUUACAAGGGAAAAUACCGAGCUUGAGAUGCAGAUUUACAUCAUAAACGAGGAACUUGAAACGUACCGAAAGAGGAUAGAAACUUUACAGGCUGAUCUGAAUGAGAGCAAAGUUGAGGUAAAGCGACUGCAGUCUAAGGAAGAAUACAAAGAAAGAGAGUUGGAAAAUUUAAAAAGUGAGUUCCAGAGAAAGGAGCAAAAGUGGGAAGAUGCAAAUGAACUCUUGGAAAAGGUUAUGGUGGAAAGAGAAGAGUUAUGGGAUCAUGUUGAUUACUUGGAGGAAAGCUUGAAAGACAGUCAAGAAAGCAAUGAAACUCUGACAUUUGAGGUCGAUGAGCUGACGAUAAUGAUACAGGAGAUGAAGAGAGAGUACAGAGUGGAGCACAGUCGCUGGGGAUGUGGACACCUACGUGAGGAAGUAGAGUUACUAAAUGGAUCUCUGGAGUUGAAUGAACAGCGAACAGUUUUAUUAGAGAGCCAAUUAGACGCGUUUGAGGCAGAAAGAAAACAGUUAUGGGGUCAUGUUGAUUUCUUGGAGGGAAGCUUAAGAAACAGUCAAGAAAGCAAUGAAGAUCUGACGUUUGAGGUUGAUGAGCUAAAGAUAAUGAUGCAGGAAUUGAAAAGGGAGAAUACGGAGCUCAGUCGCCAUGGAUGCAGACAUUUACGCGAAGAAGUAGAAUUACUAAAUGGAUCCCUGGAAUUGAGAGAACAGAGAGUAACUCUGUUGGAGAGCCAAGUGGACGCGUUUAAAGAAGAAAGCUGUAGCCUUCAAAAUGCUGCACAGAACAUGAAAAGAGAAAUAGAGAUUCAUAAGAACGAAAAUGCCACGAAGACGACGCAGUUGCAUAAGCUAGAAUGCGAAACAUCAAAGACUAUUAGUGAUCUUAAAGAUGACAUCGCAAAGUUACAACAAGAAAAGUCUGCAUUGUCAUCGGAACUAUCAAAGGAAUCAGAAAAAGAUCACCACUUGUAUGAGUUAAGAUGUGAAAAAUCGAGUGUAACAAAAACACUUGAAGAUCAUAUCACAAGGUUGAGGAGAGAGAACUGCACUUUGACUGCAAGACUAUCAAAGGCUUACGAAAAGGAUGACCAGUUGACUGAACUAAAGAAAAAGUCCAACUUUUACAGAAUCAGUUGAAAAAAAUGUAACUGAGGCGGCAACGGCGUCUGUGAACAGCAAAGAGAAAGAAAUGGAGGAAGAUUACCGCAUCAUAAAGAAGCAAGAUGAAACGAUCAAAAAUUUAAUCGAAGAGAUAACGCAGGAAAGAUGUGACAAGGACCGCCUCGAACAGCAAUCUAGAAGAAUAAGAGAACUUGAGACUCAAUUACAAAAAAUGGAAGACAUGAAAAGAAACAGAAAUCACUCAGUGGAUGCCUUGGUGCUUGAGUUGAAACAGGAAAGCUCAGAAAAAGAGCGUCUGAAA